Molecule: messenger RNA, 3762 nt
Organism: Dreissena polymorpha
Lineage: Eukaryota; Metazoa; Mollusca; Bivalvia; Myida; Dreissenidae
Product: superoxide dismutase [Cu-Zn]-like
Exons: 9
Coding region: 84-719 (211 amino acids)
Biological process (GO): removal of superoxide radicals
Molecular function (GO): superoxide dismutase activity; copper ion binding
Source: RefSeq, a predicted model, not a curated record
CGACGCUUGUUAACAUUCGGAUCUGCUCUUGUUCAACUUCGCGUUGAGGUAGCAUGUCUUUAUUAAAAAUCUGAUCGGUAAAGAUGGAUGUGCAUCUUACUCUUGUUUUGUGUUCCUUUGUGUAUCUCGUAAGGUCUGCUGUCGAUGUUUCGCUUGGUAGUUGCAAAAUUAAAGAAGAAUUCGCCGUUUGCAAUCUACAACCGUCAUCCGAUAAACCCAGCAACAUCAAUGGGACAAUUUACUUCAUGCAGAAACUUGUGCCAGGCGAGUGCAAGGAGGAUUUUCUGAGUAUCCAGGUCUACAUUGACAAUCUCCCCCUCGACGACGGGAACGACAAGCACGGGUUACACGUGCAUGAGUUCGGAGACUCGCGCAAUGGCUGCGGCUCAAUGGGCCCUCAUUACAAUCCCCGAGGGUCACCGCAUGGAAAACCCUGGAACUUACCAAACGCUCGCCAUGUUGGAGACUUUGGUAACGUACGUCAAAAUCCCAAAACUGGAAAAGUAAGCGUCAGACUGGUUGACUACCUGGCAAGACUGACUGGACCAGAGUCAAUCAUAGGACGUGGAAUUGUGCUUCAUGCAAAGGAGGAUGACCUUGGAGUGAACAAGAACGAUACCGGAAGUAUAACCACCGGAAAUGCUGGCGCUCGACUGGCGUGUUGCGUCAUCGCCCGCUCGUCUCCAAUCUAUGAGGACAAGUUUACGCUUUACAAAUAGAUUUGCUGCCUGAGGAAAAUGUACUGUCCAUAUUCGAUUAAAAAAUUAACAUUCUUGAGACAAAUAAAACUGCUGUAAUUCAUGUAUUUGCAUAUUGCAUAAACUUUAAACAGAAGUCUGUCAGAACGAUCUUUGAUUCUUUGCAUACAGUGUUUGCAAAAAACCGGAUACUUGUUCUUGAAUGUGUAUUAAUAAUAGAAAACGUGGUUUGGUAGAUUCGGACUUAAUACACUUAUUAAUGUCUAUAAUAACACUUUAAACACAUUAUUAUCUGCCUAUUAUAUUUAAUUAAAAAAUGCCAAUUGUUUAUUCAUCAUGUUAAUGUCAAAACAGUAAUUUGGACUUUUCUUUUCGUGAUGUCUUUGAUAAAUCAAAAUCAUAGGUGUAUUUACUAGACACUAGGGCAACAAUUUCCAUUAAUUUAGAUUUGUUUAAAUUGUGCUAAUAAAAUGUAGUCACAAACACUUUAUUGCAUUGCCAACGUUAGGUUCAAGCAAAUUUUUAUCUGAAAGAACUUUUCUUUUUUUUUCUUUUUACCAAACUUUGCAGGAGUGUUUCCAGAAUCGUCUGUGACAAAUUUCAUUCAUAACAUAUGUAAAAAAUGAUUUAGCACCCAAAAGCCGUAAUAUGUUAACCGAUUACUGGAUUUGAACAACUAUGUAACAAAUAUUGGAUAUGUUAUACCCUUUUUAUACCAACCUCGUAGACAUUUUGUUAAACGUAAUAUGUCUAAACCAAAUGUUCGGUUCUUACACAAAUGAUGCAGUAUUCAAAAAAUUAAACUUGAAUGAAAUAAAAGCAACAAUUUCAACUUAGCACAAAACAUACUCUUCGCUAAUUUACGCUCAUGAAGUAUUAUAUCAACAUAACAUUAUAAGGGCUAUUCAAAUGAAUCAUUUGGUAGAACUCUUGAACUCCGGGAAUAGCCCCUGAUAGCCACAUUAAUUUGUGCAAAGAUGUCAACUGACCGGCGCAAUUUUUCUCACAAAGAAAAUUAUGCAUGUAUUGGUGCUAUCGAUAAAUUUCAAUUCGAGUUUAAAACGUAUUUCUUAUUUUAUCUUCUCGAAAUCUAGCGAGAACAGACACACUAUCUUAAUCACUGAAAAAGCCAGGAUUUAUGACAAUUAACAUUUGUCAAACAGAUUAAGACCAAUUCCGUUCUUCCGCUUAUGAGGAAGUCACUGUUUGUUGAAGACUACAAAGUCAGGUCUGUUUGUCAUUUACAAGAAAAUCGCAAAUAUAUUAUACAAAUGCGUUAAUUCCAUAGCGUUAAAUAUGCAAUAAUUCAUAUUGAAAUAUUCAAAAUGUAUGUUUUGAUACGUAUGUCGUUAGAUAUUUUAGACUUUAGGCUAAUAAUUCUAUAGCACACUGACAUAGAGCGCUACAAAAGGCGCUUUUAUAUUGAAAAUGUCUUUUUGUCAAAAUAUGUCAUUUUUUCAUCAUUAUAAUUUAGUAAAAACCUGUCACAGCAUGUCUUAAUAGUUACCAAACGCUCUUAAAUCAUUUGUUACUGUCUUCUGUUAACACUACAUUCUUCAAAUUAACAGAUUGGGUCGAAUUUGUAUCAUUAUAUGCCUAUAAUUUAUUAAAUAUUAGGGUUGGUUUCUGCAUCUGCUCGAACACUUGUUAUUUAAUGUAAACAAAAAUAUGCUCAAAGGAGUUAUAACACAGGAAAUGGAUUUUUUAUAUUAAUGUUUGGAGCGUAUUAUGCACAAAAUAGAACUUGCGUACUUUCUAUGAUUAUAAUUAAAUAACGAAAGUUCAGCUUUGUUGAAGGACCAUGUUGCGUAUCCCCCGUCUCUAUCAAUGCUAAAAUCUAUUUUAAUCAUCGUGUUAAAUGUUUUCUACAAUCCCAUUUAACCAUGUUACAGAAGGAAAUAAUAAUGCGACUACAAUUCAUACGUCAGUUGUCAAUUAACUUAACAAUUGAUAGACACCUAAAACCAAAACACAAACCACGUACGUAUGACAAACGGCCUUGCUCACCUUGUAAAACACUUUAAACGUAAAUAGUCGGCGGUUGGCAAAAUUAGCAUAUCAUCAAUGCAAUCUUCUUAACGUUAAAACAUACGUAUGCAUAGUUGACGCUUGUUAAGAAUAAUAGCGUCUACACACUGUUAAACAACGUUCUCGUUGCAUUAUCUUGUCUUAAUUUACAAUGAAGUCGAAGAAGGAUUUGCGUCUGAUUCUUGUGUUGAGUGUUGUUGUUCAUCUAGUAAGCUCAGUUCCAGAAGUUUCUCCUGAACGUUGCACAAUACAAGAAGAAUACGCCGUCUGCAUCCUUCGGCCGUCAUCUGACAAACCCAGCGACAUUAAUGGGACACUCUAUUUCGCGCAGAAACUUGUGCCAGGAGAGUGCAAGGCGGACUUCAUAAGUAUUCAGGUCUACAUUGACAAUGUUCCCCUCAACGAUGGCAACCACAAGCACGGGUUACACAUUCAUGAAUUCGGUGACGUGAGUAAUGGUUGCGAUUCCAUGGGACCUUACUACAAUCCCCGGAGUGCUACGCACGGCGGACCGUGGAACUCGCCAAACGAUCGCUACGUUGGAGAUUUGGGUAACGUCCGUCAAAAUCCUAAAACUGGCCGGAUAAGCGUCCGAAUAGUUGACUACAUGGCACGACUGACUGGACCAGAGUCGAUCAUAGGACGUGGAAUUGUGCUCCAUGCCAAUGAGGAUGACCUUGGUGUGAACAAGAGCGAUCCCGAGAGUUUGAAAACCGGAAACGCCGGCGCCCGACUUGCUUGUUGUGUCAUCGCACGUUCGCCUCCAAUCCCUGACGACAAGUUUACGCUUUACAAAUAGAUGUUCUGCGUUCGAAAAAAACAAGGGUCGAUACGCGCCAACUGACUUUGCAUUAAAAAGAUUACGUAUAAUAUUUAAUAAAAUCGGAAUAGAAAAUUCGUUAUAUAAACAAUAUAUAAUAACGGACAUGUGUGUAUGGGUACCCUGGAUACUAUUAUCAACGAAAUGUUAUGAAUUUGUUUGUUUAAAGAUCGUACAAUGUCGUAGAUAGAUACGGGAACAAAACGUUAAACUAUA